Molecule: messenger RNA, 3037 nt
Organism: Myxocyprinus asiaticus (Chinese sucker)
Lineage: Eukaryota; Metazoa; Chordata; Actinopteri; Cypriniformes; Catostomidae
Gene: trappc12
Product: trafficking protein particle complex subunit 12
Exons: 12
Coding region: 126-2693 (855 amino acids)
Cellular component (GO): TRAPP complex; Golgi apparatus
Molecular function (GO): protein binding
Source: RefSeq, a predicted model, not a curated record
UGUUUUGAGGAAUGAAGGCUAUACAAUGCUUGAAAUUGCCCCAAAAAACUGAAGAUUACAUACAGAGGUGUACACUACAGUCUUCAAAGACAAAGGACAACUGGCUCUAACAAGGACAGAAAGAGAUGUGGAAGGCCAGAUGUACAACUAAACAAGAGGAUAAUUACAUCAGAGUCUCUAGUUUGAGAAAUAGACACCUCACAUGUCCUCAGCUGACAGCUUCAUUGAAUUCUACCCGCUCAACACCAGUUUCAUGUACAACAGUAAAGAGAAGACUCAGGGGGAACUUUCAGGCUGGAGUAAUGGACAGCAGUGAAGCUCCAGCUAAGAGGCCUGUUACUCUCGAUAUAGAGGGAACAGGUGAGUCUGAGAUGCUUGAAUCCCCUGCCCUUCCCCAGUCUGAUCUCUCAGGCCAGUCUCAACCUACAAUCGCCCCCUUCCAAGAGGAGAGCAUCGACCUGGACCCUGAAGUGUUUGCUUCACCGCAGAAUGACAGUGCUAACUCCGAGGGCUUCAUAGACAAGCUGUACGACCAGAUGAUGGAGAGUGUGAUGAUUUCAGAUUCACCCAACAGCGAGGAGGAGGACGUUGUUCCCAUUGACACACUGUUGGGGCAGAAUGAAGUUGAGGAGAAUGAAGUUGAGGAGAACUUGGAGUCAAGAGAGGAGGAAGAGGGGAAGACUGACAAUGCCACCUGUGUUAGUGCUGCUAAACCCGAGGAGGCAUCUGCACUUUUAUAUAAAGAUGAAAAAGAAGAGGAAAAGAAUAUGGAGGCUCAUCAGACAGAUGAAGGGGAAAAUGUUGCCCAUACUGCCCCAGACACCCCCAGUCCUGAGAGUCCCAAAACUCAGGAUACACCACUCGAGGUGGGUACAGGUACGACCCCCAAAGAGGAGCCCAUCCCAGUUUGUACUAUCUUCAGCCAGGGUGUGCCACCCAAAACACAAGCCCUGAUACCCGACGGCUUCCAGCCCACCUUGAUCAAGUCUCCAAGCUUUACCAUCGGCAACACAGAAACCCCCAACAAACUCAUCCCUCAAGUGUGCCAGCCCAGUCCUAGCUUAAGUAAGUUCUUUACGGAUAGCAGCGCGGUUAAUCCCGCUUCGGAUUUCUUCGAUUCUUUCACAACCUCUACGUCUUUCAUAUCAAUCAGCAACCCAAAUGCAGAAUCGCCCAAGGCGGCGAUCCCUUCAGAAUCACAGCUCUUGUCUGGCGCCAGCAGUGCGCCCACCCCUGGAGCCCUGGAAGCUGUUCCUGCCAGCACAUACUUCAGCCCAGUUCCGAAGCCUCAAGCGAGUCCUGUGGAUACUACGGCGUCUAUGAGCAAGCUCCAGGCUGUGUUCUCAAGUGGUGACGACCCCUUUGCAAGCGCUCUGAGCACCAGUGAGGUGGAUAAGCGUUAUGAUGCCUGGCUUCCCUCGGAGGAGACCAGGAGAGUGCUGAUAUCAGUGGCCACACAGCAGGUUAACCCGGUGCAUAUCGAGAGAGAGCAGCUGGCCAUGCCUGGACUCAAAUUUGAUAACUUGCAGGGCGACGCUGUGAAGGAUCUGAUGCAGCGCUUACUGGGUGACCAGGCAGCCAUGAACAGACAGGUGCUCUCGGCCAGUUCAGUGGAGCAGAACUUCCUGGGUCUCAAACGGCUAAUUAGCACUAAAAACUGGAGGGCGGCUGUGGAUUUGACGGGCAGACUGCUGACAGCUCAUGGUCAGGGCUACGGCAAAAGUGGACAGCCCACCAACCACACCACAGAUUCCUUACAGCUGUGGUUUGUGCGUCUGGCUCUUCUGGUCAAGUUGAACCUCUUUCAGAACGCUGAACUGGAGUUUGAGCCCUUUGGGAAUCUGGAUCAUCCGAACCUCUACUAUGAAUACUAUCCCACUGUAUACCCUGGAAGACGAGGUUCAAUGGUGCCGUUCUCCAUGCGUGUCUUGCACGCUGAGCUCCCUCAGUACUUACAGAAGCCACAGGAAACUCUGGACCGCUUGCACAGAAUAAAGAGCAUCUGUCUGAAGAUCCUGAGUAACCUGCAGGAGGGUUUAGCUGAGGAUGGCAGUAUGAUGAACCUCACGCAGGAGAACAGACAAGCCUCGCUGCAGCUGUGGAGGUCUCGUCUGAGCAGGGCGAUGUACUCCAUGGCAAACUGUCUGCUAAUGAUGAAGGACUACAUUCUGGCAGUGGAUACAUAUCACUCCAUCAUUGAAUACGAGCCAGAGCAAAGAGUUCAGCUGCUGAGUGGAAUUGGACGCAUUUUCUUACAGAUCGGGGACAUUAGAACUGCUGAGAAGUAUUUUCAGGAUGUGGAAAAUUCCUGUCAGUCAAAGGGACUACCACCUGAUGAAGACACUUCAGUUCUGAUGAACAGGGCCUUUGUUUAUCUUAGUCAGAAUAAUUACGCGGAUGCGCACACAUGUUUUUCCAGCGUCUUAAAAAUUGAUCCCAAGAACCCUGUGGCAAACAACAAUGCUGCCGUGUGUCUGCUCUAUUUGGGAAGGCUGAAGGAGUCCCUGGGUCAGCUGGAGAGCCUGGUGCACAAGGACCCAGCGCUCUACUUGCACGAGAGCGUGCUUUUCAACCUCACUACUAUGUACGAGCUGGAGUCGUCCCGCAGCACGCAGAAGAAACAGGCUCUGCUCGAGGCCGCGGGCUGCCGAGAGGGAGACAGCUUCAACAUUCAGUGUCUCAAGCUAGUAUGAGACACCCACAAUCCAACAAGUAGGACAUUACCUGAUGAUUACAAGUCAGGCAUGAAUGAACAUGUUGUGGCUGUAGUGAAAAAUGCUGUUUAUCUUUUGCAUUUGAAGCUUUUAGAAGAUGUAUGUUAAUCCUACAAUGUACCAGAAGGACCAAAGGUAACUUGUUAACUCAAUGAUAUUUGACAGAAAAAGGGUAAAGCACCUUACCAAUGCUUCAAGAAUCAAGAUAAAUGCUUUUUAAAUGCAACAAAUGAUUGUUUUCAAAGAGUGUAAGCUAAUUACAAAUGUACUGUGUAUUUCUGCACAUGAAAAAAGGAAAUCUUGUUAAUAAAUGUAUGAACCUG